This is a messenger RNA of Drosophila willistoni, 738 nucleotides long. RefSeq lists its product as uncharacterized. The record is from RefSeq and is a predicted model, not a curated record. The transcript is spliced from 2 exons. The coding region runs from base 159 to 635 and encodes 158 amino acids. Lineage: Eukaryota; Metazoa; Arthropoda; Insecta; Diptera; Drosophilidae.
CAAAUGUGCUUAGUUUUACAAGUUUGAAAUACAUCAAUUUGUAAAAAUAAAGAAAUUCAAAAUUCGUUCUUCUAGUAACAUUCCUUGAAAAAAGCAAGUUUUUAAAAGAUUUUUGUUGUUUUUUUUUCUUUUGCUUUUUGCUUAUUUUCUACACAAGAAUGCUGCGUCACGGUCCUAUUAAGCGGUCUGAUGUAACUCGACGUUUGUGUGGCGUUGGCUUGGGCAUUGGAAAAUCGCCACAGCCAGCGCCUCCGCCAUUGCCGCCUUUACCACAUUCCAAUCGUUCAAUAGUUAGAUUGGUGAAAGUCUUACCCGUACACAUGCAGGACACGAUUGAACGUCUGAGCUUCCUAAGUCAAUUGGGCGUCGAUCGCGAUAUGGCCGAUCAAUUAGUGAAGAUUUCGUUUAGCUCACGUGAAGUUGAUCAGCAGAUGCGGAAUAUCAUGCAGAAGACAAUGUUCAAUGAUCGUGGAUUGAAGGUGGAGCAGAAGAUGGCUGUAUUAAACGAAGUACUUUAUCUUUUGGAGCCGAUGAAUAAAUACAAACCGCUGCCAAUUUCAAAUAGUGACGAUACUGAUAAUGGUUUACCUAAGGAACUGAUCAAAUCGGAAAACGCGGACAUUUUAUGCGUUUAAUUAUGGAGAUAUAAACGUCAUAUGAUAUAUGUAUAUACAUAUGUAACAAAUUGUGUAAAAGUGAAAAGUGAAAUACAUACAUUUCUUGUGUUUACUACCCAAA